Kwoniella shivajii is the source of this 738-nucleotide messenger RNA. RefSeq lists its product as uncharacterized. Lineage: Eukaryota; Fungi; Basidiomycota; Tremellomycetes; Tremellales; Cryptococcaceae. The transcript has 4 exons. The record is from RefSeq and is a predicted model, not a curated record. Bases 1 to 738 code for a protein of 245 amino acids. Gene Ontology annotation, cellular component: plasma membrane; cell division site; growing cell tip.
AUGGCAGCUGGAAUUCAAUGUGGUUCCUUUCUGUUAUUCGCAGCUUUCGCUUUAUUACUAGUUUCAACAAUCUCCGCACCAGUGUUUAGACAGAUCUCAUUCCUCGAAGUUACGAGUGGAAGUCAGAAAUUAGCUUUUGGUGUAUUUGGAUAUUGUACCAAUGUCAAUGGCGCUGGGGAUCAUGGUUGUUCAGCUCGUCAAUUAGGUUAUGAUAUCGCGUCUGUUUCUGGAGAAGUCAGCGAUUGGACUUAUGUCAAUGAUAAUCUUGAACAUAUCACGAAAGCUCUAGUCUUGCAUCCUGUUGCCACUGGUCUCGCGUUUAUCGCGUUCAUCAUUGCGUUCUUCGCCGACCACAUCGGGUUUAUAUUCGCAGCUUUAAUUGCAUUCUUAGCAUUUUUAGUUUCCUUGGCAGCCAUGAUAAUCGAUUUCGUCAUGUUCGGUAUAAUCAAACAUGAGAUCAAUGAUAACACCUCAGCAACAGCUUCUUUCGAUAAAGCUAUUUGGUUGACUUUGGCAGCAACUGUCAUACUAUUCUUUUCAUCGUUUAUAGUCUGUUUCGAAACAUGCACUCAUAGAAGAAAUAGGAAUAGGACCACUACUACUUCAAGAAGUGGAGAAAACGGUUAUGGUUAUGCGGAUAAUAAUGGAUAUGUAGGAAAUCAAGGUCCAAUGAUGUCCCAAACCCAAACUGGAUAUGUAGCUCCAAAGAGACAUUUUUGGCAAAGAAAUAAGUAUUAG